This is a messenger RNA of Pelodiscus sinensis (Chinese soft-shelled turtle), 5701 nucleotides long. It is a transcript of the gene ZBTB42, whose product is annotated as zinc finger and BTB domain containing 42. Lineage: Eukaryota; Metazoa; Chordata; Testudines; Trionychidae. Gene Ontology annotation, biological process: regulation of transcription by RNA polymerase II. Gene Ontology annotation, molecular function: DNA-binding transcription factor activity, RNA polymerase II-specific; protein binding. Gene Ontology annotation, cellular component: nucleus. The record is from RefSeq and is a predicted model, not a curated record.
UGGUACCUAAAACACAAUGAACAGAAAACCUGGUAAAUCGGUCAAUGAAUUCUACACUUUUAAUACAAAAAAAAUUACUUUUGAUGGGAUUACAGCUAAUUAAAAUUUAAAAUUCAAAUUAACUAUCUAAAAGGUCAUCUUGAAAAUCCGUAGGCAUCUGGUAUUUAUCAGCUGACACACAACUAAAGAUAAAUCCAGGAAAGCACGCCACCUUUCUAAGUGUCAUGUUUCAGUCAAUCCCGCACUGAGAGCAGGAAAGAGGCAACGAGCAAUUAGCACCGCUCGGGGAAAGUGAUAAUGUGUAAUAAAAACUUGCUGCUCAAUUCGAUUUGUUUUCAAUAUACAUUUCUGAUCUCUUUAAGGGAUUUCUUCUUUAACCCCACAGCGCGUAUGCAACGCAUGCUCCAUAAUCUUUAGCUCUCGGACACGGACCAAACUUAGUAGAAGCCUCUUAAAGGACUCUUUUAUAUACUUGCCAUUAAUCUGGCUACGUCAAAACACACUGCAAGGAGAGGGGGGCGGUGAUCUCAAGGCCGCAUCAGAAUUUUUCUUAAGUCUACCUGUAAUUCGUGACUCAAUUAGCCCUAGUUUAUGACAGUCACAUGACCCAAUCCUAGCCACAUGUCGUGGAUUAGAGAUUUGUGCUGGUAGGUCUUUCGCAGCAGGCACGACCGAACGGUGCCCUAAGCAGCUGUGCGGCCAGCUAAGGCAGGACACGGCCGGCAUGGAAGCAGCCCAGCCCGCGGGGUUCCAAAGUGAGAGUUAACCCCUUUGGGCGCACCAAAAAAAAAAAAAAGUUCCCAGGACUUGGAAAGUUGGGGCUCAUCGCGGUGGCGCGAGGCCAAUGGCUAUCAUCGCAAAAGCUUCCGCUGCGAACCCAGGAGAGGCUCCCCAUGCGCGAGCUGGCGCCGACUCCCGGCUCUGCCGCUGCCAAAGAGGGUUAUGAAGGAAGAAUGGAGUUUCCAGACCAUAGCCGCCAAUUGCUGCAGUGUCUGAGUCAGCAGCGUCACCAGGGCUUCCUGUGUGACUGUACUGUUUUAGUUGGAGAAGCUCAGUUCAGAGCCCACAGAGCUGUUCUUGCUUCUUGCAGCAUGUACUUCCAUCUUUUCUACAGGGACCAGUUAGACAAAAGGGAUAUUGUGCAUCUGAACAGUGACAUUGUCACAGCCCCAGCCUUCAGUCUGCUGCUUGAAUUCAUGUACGAAGGCAAGCUGGAGUUUAACAGUCUUCCAGUUGAAGAUGUGCUCGCUGCAGCGAGCUACCUUCACAUGUAUGACAUUGUGAAAGUCUGCAAGGGCAAGCUGAAAGAUAAAGAAUUGUGUUUGGAAGAAAAGAUGAAUGAGGAUGUGGCUAAUUUGGAAAAGGAAGAGCAUUUUUUAGACCCUGGCGUGCACCUGGUACACGAGUUUGACCCGGGACACAAACAAAAAUUCAAUGUAGCAGAAUAUGAUAGAACAACUAAUAAAGAUAAGGUCAGUGGUCACCCUGGCUGGUCCUCUGAUUCUAUAAGUGUCAGCUCUGUGUCUGCAGAGGCAGAAUCGUGUACCAUAGCAGCUGGAAAAACAAAAGCUAAUGUCAAUAGUUCCUCAGGACCUUUGUCCCAAAGGUCUGUUAACCAUCCCCCGGCUCCGAGUGAUGUGGACUGUGCUCUGGAUUUGUCUUUCAAGCCUGUGUCUGGGAGAGAUUCCUUACACCCCUCCUACGUCUUUGGACAGCUGGCUUCCGACAGCCAGCAGCAGGGUACUGAGCCACUUGUUAAAGAUGAACAAGACUUGCUGUCAGAUCAGGAGGACAGUGAAGCAAGGAGUCCAGAGAGUCAGCAUUUUGGGAAUUCAGCCAAAAGCCUAGUGACAGGGUUAGGACACAUGUUCGCGGGAAACGGCAAUUCUCACACAAGAGAAGAUGAGAUAGAUCAAGACAGAGAUGAAAGUGAAGAUGACAUGGAUUCAUCAGAUAUCUCCUCCUCUGGUGUGCUUGUGCCUCCUGGACAUAUCUGCAUUUGCCCGCUCUGUAGCAAAGUUUUUCCAAACCCGCACAUCCUGCAGCUGCAUUUGAGCUCUCACUUCAGAGAUAAAGAUGGCUCAAGGACCAGGUUGUCACCUGACGGUUCGGUGCCUACCUGUACGCUUUGUGGGAAGACUUUUUCUUGCAUGUACACCUUAAAGAGACACGAAAGAACUCACUCAGGUGAAAAGCCUUAUACCUGUGCCCAGUGUGGAAAGAGCUUCCAGUAUUCCCACAAUCUCAGCCGUCAUGCAGUAGUGCAUACCAGAGAGAAACCCCAUGGCUGCAAAUGGUGUGAGAGACGAUUUACACAAUCCGGUGACUUAUACAGACACAUCCGUAAAUUUCAUUGUGGCCUCGUAAAGUCCUUGGUGGUUUGAGGACAAGCUUUUAACUUUUGUGUUGCUAAUGUAAUGUGUGGGUUUUUUUUAAAGGCAGCAUCUGAUUUUCUUUUUUAUUUAUCUUCAUAUCCGUAAACGAUGUUGAAAGAUGCUUAAGAGUACACUACAAAGGCCUUUUUGCCAUAGCCGCCUUUUUUUUUUCUUCCUGUUUCCCUCGCCGCUUGUUGUCUGCUGUGCACCAUUGUUACAUUAUUUCCAAGUUAGUAGGGAGAAAAUUAUUUAAGUACUUCUGCAGUGAUUUAGUUUCUAUCUUUCAUGCUGUAAGUACUUGCUUAAUGUUUGCCAUCCCCUUUUUUCCAAUUAACGCCCCCGCCCCCCCAGAAUUAGAGAAAUACGCCAAGAUUUACUAAAGUCCCCUAAAUUCUACCUGUGUAUCUCAUGACAGCAAAAGAGCUGAACUAUAGCUUAUUUUAAUGUGUAUUGAGGGAAUCUGCUCACUGAACUCCAUAUGCCUCUAGAUGAGCCAUACAGUCUUUUCAAAAAGUGGCUUUUUAAUUGGCCCAGUUUUCAAAAGAGGUUUGAGAAUUCCUUGAAUUGUACUUACGUAUCUGGUACAGUUUGGCCUUUGAGUCUUACUAUUAUAUCAAAGUAGGUUUUCAAUCAAUCCUAAAAUCUGAAUGAAAAGUCUUGCAUACAGAUUUGGCAUACUUGGAAGUAAAGGGUUUUUUGUUCUUGUUUUUUAAACAUCUUUCUCCCCUUCCCUCCUCCAAGGACUACUGUUUGUGGAAUGGCACUGAGCUGCUUUUGAACUUUAAAAUGUGGGUAGAAACAUGUUUCUAUCUGCACUGUAUUCAUGCCUUAGCUGUCCAAGGAUACGCACUAGAGUACACUUGUAAGCUCAUAUGAUAUAUGAACAUGUUUUCAUCCCUGUCUCAACAAACACAGGGACCAAUCCUGCUCCCAUUGGAGGACAAUUACUUCAGUGAGUAAACUAUCAGUGGAUGCAAGAUUGGGCCUGUAAUAUGUGCCAUAACCUUGCUUACACAUUGGGGACUGGAUAAAAGUACACAACUGUGCAGAGGCUGGUGAAGGAAAUGAAAUGGCUGAGCAGCUAGUUAGGAACUGAUGACCAGUAUCCUUAAGAGGAAAUUGGUCAGUAUAAUAAUGAAUCAGUUUCUUUAACAGAGAUUUCUGAUUGGUUCAAGAUCCUGUAGAAUCUUUUGAUACUAUAAAAAACAAACCCCAAAUCUUUAAUUUUACUAAAUGACUUAUGGUAAAGAUCAGAAGCUUGAAUUUUUUUUUUCAUGGCUUACGUGGUGUUAAAGUUGGCAACUGCCCUGGGCCAAGUUCUGUGGAAUUUACUAAUUUCUGGGGUAGCACAAAUGCAAUCCAGCACAGGAACUUGGCCCUGCUAGUUUCACACCAGCCAAAUGAUAUAUUAACUUUCCCACUGUUCUCUUAAUAUAACUAGUUAUUGAAUUCUCUUGUUCUCUUAGGCAGAUAACUAUCUUUUAGUCUGUAUGUCAGUAAAUAUCAGAUUGUGCCUCUCCACUUCAAAGGGUCCAUUCAAGGAACACACACAUGCAGAUCUGAAUUCUUAUUAUAUCUGUGGUUUUGAAUUUCAUUUUUUCUGGACUGAAUCUUUUUUAGUUAAGAAAAAUAAGUUAUUUUGUCAAGUUUACUGACACUCCUGGGAUGGCUUCUUGAAGUUUAAUCAUUUAUUUUUAAAUGAAUUUGAAGCACUGAAGUGGAUUCUUCAGAAUAUUGGAUUUCAUCCCAAAAGAAGGAAUUGUCCAGCAUUUCCUUUUAUAUGUUUUAAGUAAGCACUACUACCUAUGUGGUUUCAACAGUGUAAUUGUGAUAUUGAUCUACUAGUGAAAGUACUUUAAAAAAAAAUCAGGACGUCACUUGUUGCAACCUCCUUUUUAUUCAUCUCUUAAACUAUGAAUGUACAUGUAAUGUGAAAUUUUACUUCUACUUUUAGUUUGUUCAGACUAACUUCUUUGUAUCACUGUAAAAUAUCUUUUGCUGAACCUGUUACAUAGGAACAUGGGAGAGCACUGUAUGUUUAAACAGAAAUGGCUUUGGUACUUUGGUACUGUGGUCUUAUUUUUACUUAAUCACUUUUUUUUGCUGUGAUUGGAAAUAGCACUGAACAAAAAUCUACUAAAAUUAAGUUAUUUUUUUUCUCCUGAUGAUACUUGAUAUAGUAUUUAUUAGAAUUAUUUGAAGUGGAAUUAUUACUGUUAAACUAUUUCAAAGUAAGUUAAUCUAUGCUUCACCUUCAAUCUUACACAAAUGUCUGUACAUGCUGUAAAGAACAACUAAUACAGUAGUGGUGUUAUCUAAACUAGCAAUAUUUUUUUAAAUUUUGCAUUUUUUGCGAUACUGCUGUUGCAUUUCACUCACUUCCUAUUUUUGUGUGUGGUUUUUUUUUUUAUUUUUUUUAUUAAAGAUCCAGUAUCCUAAAUUGUGCCAUAAGACAUUAAUAUAGGGGCAGGGGAAAGUCAAAACAAGUUUGUAUCUGACUUUAGUCUAGAAAUAACUCACGAAACUAAUGCUGUGAGCAUGCUCUGUAUUUCAUUGAAAAUGGGAUACUGGUUUUAAAAAAAUAACAAGGGGUGGGUUUUUUUUCUUUUAGUGCAUUAAUGCAUUGUUCUUUACUCAUAGCUUAGUAUUUUUCUCCCCAACCUUAAUAGCUUGAAUUUUUAAAUUAAAGAUGUUUGCACUUUUAUUUUAAAGUGAUUUUUUUUUUUGGUGCACUCUGUCUUUGGGAUCUUUUUAAAGUUGCAAUAGCUUUGAGCAUGUCUUCAAAAAUGUUUCAUUACAGAGAAGUACUAAAAACAUUGCACACUUAUGUUUUCAUAAAAUAUUUCACUGUGGGGGAGUUCCUUCUCUGUAGAGAAUAGUACUGCUCUAAAUUUUAAAACACUGGAUUUGUCUACUACUACUACAAACAAAUACUGUGAAGUUAAUGUAAAAAAUCAUCAAUAUUUUUAAUUGUUUUUAAUCUUGGUGCGGUUCAGAUUAAAUAUGUAUAUUUAAAGACACUAAUUUUUGUGAGAGUUUUAUAGUAUACAGGAUGUAGAAAAGCUCUUGGAAUGGAAUAUAUUUUAUAAAAAUGUUCUAUCACUGUUUUAUAGUGAGCUAUUUUUUCUUCAGUGUUAGUAUUAAACUGUUUAGUCUAGAUACGACAAUCGCGUAAAGAGUGACUUUAAGAAACUAUUGUUAGCGCUUAGUAUUUUUGCGUGCAGUUUUGUUUGCAGCUGUAUUGGUGUGUGCUGUAAAAUGUGACAAUCGUGAUGAGGAUUGUUGUCUUUAUAAAUUUACACAAAAUAAAAUGUGAUAGAGUUGUA